This is a messenger RNA of Hirundo rustica (Barn swallow), 3312 nucleotides long. Its product is annotated as ras-like protein family member 11A-like. The transcript has 4 exons. Lineage: Eukaryota; Metazoa; Chordata; Aves; Passeriformes; Hirundinidae. Gene Ontology annotation, molecular function: GTPase activity; GTP binding. The coding region runs from base 323 to 1075 and encodes 250 amino acids. The record is from RefSeq and is a predicted model, not a curated record.
GAUGCGGAGCGCCGGGUGCAGGCGCAGCCCGCUCGCUGCCCCGCUGCAGGAAUGUCCCGCUCCCCUCGCGAUUGGCUGCGGGGUGCUGGAGUCAGCUUUCACGGGGGCCGAUCAAAAACCUCCCCUCGGCUCUCCCGAGUGGCCGGCUGAGCUCAGGGAGCCGGGGGAGGCCGGGAGCUCUCGCAUUCCUCGAGAAAACGUCCCUCCGGUGGGAUGAGAGGGCUUCUCCUCCCUGCGAGGAAAACCAGCCCAGGACGGGCGCCGGCGAGCCGCGCUCCUGCUUCCGCGCCCCGAAUCGGCUGGAGCGGCCGUCCCUCCUGGCAUGCUCCUCAUCCCUGAGCACACGAUGUCUCAGUUCUCCACGAACUUCCUGCUGCUGCCCAUCCCGGAGUACCCCGCGCUGGAUUGCGCUCCCAACAGAAUCAUCAAGCUGGUGGUGCUGGGCGGCAGCGGCGUGGGCAAGACAGCCCUGGUCGUGCGCUUUCUCACAAAGAGAUUUAUUGGGGACUACGAAGCCAACGCUGGUGCUUUGUAUUCCAGGAAGUUCACCAUCGAUGGGGAGCAGAUCUCUCUGCAGGUGCAGGAUACUCCCUUUGUCUCACUGGAGGACGACGCGGACAGCAUCUGCUGCCAGGAGCAGAUAAACCGCUCCAUCUACUGGGCCGACGGCUUCGUCUUCGUCUAUUCCAUCACGGACUACGAGAGCUUCCGCGUGCUGCGGCCGCUGCACCAGCACAUCCGCAGGAUCCACCCCAACGCCAACAUCCCCCUGCUGCUCAUGGCCAACAAGGGCGACCUGCUGCGGGCCAGGCAGGUGUCCUCCAAGGAAGGGCUGCAGCUGGCCGCGGAGCUGGGCGGGCCCUACUGCGAGGUGUCGGCGCGGGAGAACGGCGAGGGCGUGCACGACGCCUUCCAGCAGCUGUGCCAGGAGCUCAGCAGGAGCAGCGGCAGCUGCAACGGCGAGAAGAGGAGAGGUCUCCACCUCGUGCGGCCCAAGUCGCCCAACAUGCAGGACUUGAAGAGGCGCUUGAAGCAGGCCCUGACGUCCAAAGGCAAAUCGGCCACCGCGCUUUGAUGCGGCCCGCACGGGAAUCGUGUUCCGGGGGCCCUGGGUAAAAACGCAACGAGCCGGGGAAAAAGGGGCGUCAGUUCGGCCACCAGGCUGUGUGAGAGAUUCUUUUGUUUGGUUUCUCAUCUUUCUCCAAAAGCCCCUGCUCGUUCAGCAGAGGAACUUGCAGGAUUUGCUCUCUGGGGCAGGGAUUUCGAAACUGUGGUUUUAAAAAAAGCGAUCAUCCCAGAUUAGUUCCUUUUUAAAUUUUUUUUUGGAAAGGGAUGCAGUCAAAUAUCUUGGUUUCUAAAGUGGGUUUUGUUAAUGAGAAUAAUGAAAUCUUACUUUUAAGAGACGUGACUGCCCUUGGGAAUGGUUGUGUUCCCAAGCACAGGCAGUGAACUACAGCAGGGCAUGAGGAGAGUGACGGGAGCUGUACUGAGCAAAGAAAAUGGACCAGAUCUGCUUCAUUGCAAGAGUGGAAAAUAAAUGAAUGAAUUCACUGAAAUGAAGAGUAUUAAUUGAAAGAAAGAGUUCUGAGCAAUGGGAAGAGAUUUGUUCAUAUGCAAACUUAAGCCUUACAUUGUCUCUUUAAAUGGAGAUUUUUUUAAAAAAAUUCACUGUUUUUUCAGAUAAUUUUUGUUUAAAAGCACAGUGACUGCUUUGAAAGUGAUUAUUUGAGCAAAAUACAAACUUGUGGCAGCGUUUUCUAGUCAGUUUCUCCAUGGCAUUUCUCAUUUCUCUGAAGGUUUCUUACAUGGCAAAAGGGAAAAAUAGAUCAGAGUGGUUUAAAACCUGCCAAAAAAAUGGACUGCAGUGAUCAAGAGCAAGGAGGUCACCUAAAACUCUUAACUUUUAUUUUUCCCAAGCUAGUUAGGCUUCAAGUUAAAAAUGCCUUUAAAGAAACAAAGCCUUCACAUGAAACAUAUUUACAUCACUGGGUUGUCCGGGGGGGGGGUUUUAAGAAGAAAAGGUUUUAUGAUGCCUGAAUUUUUUUGCUUUGAGAAUUCAUUAUUUUGUUGUUUUGAGUUCAACCCAGGCUUCCCAGAGCAUCCCAGCCUGUCAGGACAUAUCCCAGUGGCAGCGUCUGGUUGUGCCGCAGCACGCCCGAGGAUUUGGGGCUGUAUCCCAUAAACUGAUUUAUGGCACCAGUAACAGCACCACGGAGCUCCCAGCACUCUGUUCUCGGUCAGACUGGGGAGGAACGGGCUCGGACCAUGGAAAAUUCAUGAUUCUCACCAACCUCUUCUUCAAACAGAGCGAUUCAAGGACCAUGAAAUGAAGUCAAGCUCAGUGAUUUAUACUCAGGGACACUGGAGGGAAACCCGAGUUUGAUGGAUAUGGAAAAACACUCCCAGCUGCAGUUUCAUCUGGCAAGACUGAGCUAAAUCAACUUUUUUCUUCAUUAGGAGCAGCAAAAAUGGAAAUGGAGUCUGAUGAGUAUUUGUAUAGCUCAGGGCUUGUAAAUGAACUUUGUAUUUUUCAUUUCUCUAUUUUAGACAGCUCUAGCCAUGAUUUUAUCACCUGGAUUUGCCUUAUCUCCAGCCCACUUUCUGUUUUAUUUAUUGUUUUCCACAGCUGCUCAUCUGAGAAUGUCUUGUGUUUUGAUUCAUUUAAGAGUCUUUCAUUCCCACAAAUGACCUGCACCUGUUUUUAAAUUCAGUUUUGAGUGGUAGUAGGAGGGGAGAAGGUGGAUCAUCCAAAAAGGGACUCAAAUUAUAUCAGGGAAUUUUUACUUUGGCUUAUGCUUAAUUAACAGUUUGGUGUUUGAGCAGUGUCAAUAAUCAUCCCAGGCACUUUGGUAUUUAUGGCACAGAAUUUCAGUGUUUUAAAUUAAUAAUAGCACAAAACUCAAAUAUUGAAUGUGAAGGUUCAAUAGCUCAAAUAUUGAAUCUAGAGAUUCAAUGCCUCAAAUAUUGAGUCUAAAGAGUCAAUAACAUGAAAUAGAGCAGUUUGCAAGACACAGAGAAACGGAAUUAUUUUUGUGCUGGAAAAAUGAUCACCAAUUUUGAACAACAAUUAACAAUUUUGCCGCUCCAGUACUGUAUUUAACAAGGGCUAAAUUUGCUGCAGACAAUUUGCUGACAUUGGUUUUCACGAAAACAUGAGAGAAUUUGUGCUCCUGCUUGGUAGAUUUGUUUGCAACUUCCUUCAGCUCAAACCCUUUCUGGUUUGAGAAGAAAUGUCACCAAAAUUCAAACUUGUCAAUGUCUUUGUUUCGUUAGUGAUUAAUAAAAACAUGUAAGGUCUUCCCUGAGUAGUGG